This is a messenger RNA of Coffea eugenioides, 999 nucleotides long. RefSeq lists its product as uncharacterized. The record is from RefSeq and is a predicted model, not a curated record. NCBI's taxonomy places the organism in Eukaryota, Viridiplantae, Streptophyta, Magnoliopsida, Gentianales, Rubiaceae. The coding region runs from base 1 to 999 and encodes 332 amino acids. The transcript has a single exon.
AUGGCUGGUACGAGCAUGGAGGCAGGCAGUAACCAACGUAAACAGAUAUGGAAUGCAUUAUGGAGGCUUAAUAUCAAACACAAAAUUAAAUUGUUCGUAUGGAAAUGUAUCAGGGGUGCUAUCCCAGUCAGAGAGGCAAUUUUCAAGCGAACUGGAGAAGGUGAUCCAGUUUGUAAAGGUUGUGGAGAAGAACCGGAAACAAUUGAACAUUCUCUUCUGCAAUGUCCCAUAGCAAAAGCCAUCUGGAAAAUAGCUCCAAUAACUUGGGAGGGGGCUGAUGAUCAGAUAGGAAACUUCCACAGAUGGUGGAGUAGGAUCACAGAGGCGAAGAAUAGACAAGAUGGAAGAAACCAUAUGGGGCUCACAGCUAAUAUACUUUGGCAAAUUUGGAAGGAUAGGAACAAAAGGGAGUUCGAGAACCAGGCAGGCUAUAAUCCGUGCAGUGUUAUUCAAAAAGCACACAUGGAGUGGCUGGAGAUUGUGGAGUUAGAUUCGAAGAAGGAGCCUCAGAGCACAACAGAAACAGCGGUACCAGUGGAAGUGGACAGUGUUGCACCAGAUAGCCACGAAGGGGUAAAUCUGAGAGUGGCAAUCAAAACCUCUAAGAGAAAUGCAGUACUGGGUAUUGGAGUUUCUGUGCGCAGAGUACCAAAUGAGGCACAGGAAGUAUGGGCCUUAAAAGACAGAAGCUCGGGUGACCACAUUAUUGAUGAGGCUACAGCAAUCAAGCUAACUUUAUGCAAAGCUUUGGACAGACAAUGGAGUACCAUCUCAGUACAUAUUCGUAACAAAGGACUGCUGAAGCUACUCAAGCUUGGUAAAGCUUCGGACUGCAGAAUGACAACACUGAUUGAGGAUAUCCUUAGCUUAAAAUCACUGUUUCGAAUGUGCUCAUUUUGUUUAGACAAUGAUGAUGAUAACAUAGAUUGUAACAGUGUUAGUUCUUAUGCCCAAGGCAUUUUGUUGGAUGAGGAAUUCCUUGUUCCUCCGUGUUCUUGA